This is a messenger RNA of Gavialis gangeticus (Gharial), 4218 nucleotides long. It is a transcript of the gene ACLY, whose product is annotated as ATP citrate lyase. Gene Ontology annotation, cellular component: cytosol. NCBI's taxonomy places the organism in Eukaryota, Metazoa, Chordata, Crocodylia, Gavialidae. The transcript is spliced from 29 exons. The record is from RefSeq and is a predicted model, not a curated record. Gene Ontology annotation, molecular function: ATP citrate synthase activity. Gene Ontology annotation, biological process: acetyl-CoA biosynthetic process; fatty acid biosynthetic process; tricarboxylic acid cycle. Bases 112 to 3417 code for a protein of 1101 amino acids.
GGCCUGCCUCUGAAGCAGUCUCUAAGCAACCACCCUGUCUUGCCUUCUGGCAGAUUUUCAGGCUAAUGCUGAUUAUCAUCUCUGUCUUCUGCCAGCAGUGACUAGGUAGCCAUGUCGGCCAAAGCCAUCUCUGAGCAGACUGGGAAGGAGUUCCUCUAUAAAUAUAUCUGUACCACCUCAGCUGUCCAGAACCGCUUCAAGUAUGCCAGAGUGACGCCAGACACUGACUGGGAUCGGUUGAUCCAAGAUCACCCCUGGCUCCUAACUGAGUGUCUGGUGGUGAAGCCGGAUCAGUUAAUUAAACGGCGUGGGAAGCUCGGAUUGGUCGGAGUUAACCUCAGCCUGAAUCAGGUGAAGAGUUGGCUCAAACAGCGGCUGGGACAAGAAACCACGAUUGCUAAUGCCAAGGGAAUCCUGAAGAACUUUCUGAUUGAACCCUUCGUCCCUCACAAGCAGGAGGAAGAAUUCUAUGUAUGCAUCUAUGCUGCCCGUGAAGGGGACUGUGUGCUUUUCCACCAUGAAGGGGGUGUGGAUGUGGGAGAUGUUGAUGCCAAAGCUCAGAAGCUGCUUGUGGGGGUGAAUGAAAAGCUCGCCGAGUCCGAUGUGAAGAAGCACCUCCUGGUGCAUGCACCAGAGGACAAGAAAGACAUACUGGCUAGCUUCAUAUCCGGACUUUUCAACCUUUAUGAAGACCUGUAUUUCACAUACCUGGAGAUCAAUCCACUAGUUGUGACUAAAGAUGGCGUCCACAUUUUGGAUUUGGCUGCAAAGAUUGAUGCUACGGCUGACUACAUCUGCAAAGUGAAAUGGGGGGAUGUGGAGUUCCCGCCUCCCUUUGGCAGGGAGGCUUAUCCAGAGGAAGCCUACAUUGCUGAUCUGGAUGCAAAGAGUGGAGCCAGCCUGAAACUGACUCUUCUCAACCCAAAGGGAAGGAUCUGGACCAUGGUGGCUGGAGGUGGUGCAUCUGUGGUCUACAGUGAUACCAUUUGUGACCUGGGGGGCGUGAACGAACUGGCAAACUAUGGGGAAUACUCCGGAGCCCCAAGUGAGCAGCAGACCUAUGAUUAUGCUAAGACUAUUCUCUCCCUCAUGACCCAGGAGAAGCAUCCUGAGGGAAAAAUCCUGAUCAUUGGAGGCAGCAUUGCUAACUUCACCAAUGUGGCAGCCACGUUCAAGGGUAUUGUGAGAGCUAUUAAAGAUUACCAAGGCCCUCUGAAAGAGCAUGAGGUGAGGAUCUUUGUGCGGAGAGGAGGCCCAAACUACCAGGAGGGGCUGCGAGUCAUGGGUGAAGUGGGAAAAACUACUGGGAUCCCCAUCCACGUCUUUGGCACUGAAACCCACAUGACUGCCAUUGUAGGCAUGGCGCUUGGCCACCGGCCUAUCCCUAAUCAGCCUCCUGCUGCAGCCCACACUGCCAACUUCCUCCUCAAUGCCAGUGGCAGCCCUUCGACACCAGCACCAAGCAGAACUGCCUCUUUUUCUGAAUCCAAGCCUGAUGAGAUCACUCCAGCCAAGAAAGCGAAGUCUGUGGCACCUCCUGAUUCAGCCCCAACUUCAAGACGUGUUCAAGGUAAAGCCACAACCCUGUUCAGCCGUCACACCAAAGCAAUUGUUUGGGGCAUGCAGACACGGGCUGUCCAGGGCAUGCUGGACUUUGACUAUAUCUGUUCCAGGGAUGAACCUUCGGUUGCUGCCAUGGUUUAUCCAUUCACCGGAGACCAUAAGCAGAAAUUCUACUGGGGCCAUAAGGAAAUUCUGAUCCCUGUCUUCAAGAACAUGUCGGAUGCCAUGAAGAAGCACCCAGAGGUGGACGUCCUGAUCAACUUUGCCUCUCUGCGAUCUGCUUAUGACAGCACUGUUGAGACCAUGAACUAUCCACAAAUCCGCACCAUCGCCAUCAUUGCGGAGGGCAUUCCAGAAGCGCUGACACGCAAGCUAAUCAAGACUGCUGACAAGAAAGGGGUCACAAUCAUCGGGCCUGCAACUGUUGGUGGGAUCAAACCCGGCUGCUUUAAAAUAGGUAACACAGGAGGAAUGCUGGAUAAUAUCCUGGCAUCAAAACUCUACCGCCCAGGCAGCGUGGCCUAUGUCUCCCGCUCUGGAGGAAUGUCAAAUGAGCUCAACAACAUCAUCUCCCGAACCACAGAUGGAGUGUAUGAGGGAGUGGCCAUUGGUGGGGACAGGUAUCCUGGCUCAACUUUCAUGGACCAUGUUUUACGCUAUCAGGACACUCCAGGAGUGAAAAUGAUCGUGGUGCUUGGGGAAAUUGGAGGCACAGAAGAGUACAAGAUCAGCAGGGGUAUUAAAGAAGGCCGUAUCACCAAGCCUGUUGUCUGCUGGUGUAUUGGUACCUGUGCUACCAUGUUCUCUUCAGAGGUUCAGUUUGGCCACGCAGGGGCUUGUGCCAACCAAGCUUCUGAAACUGCUGUUGCAAAGAACAAAGCCCUGAAAGAAGCUGGAGUGUUUGUGCCUCAGAGUUUUGAUGAGCUGGGAGAUGUGAUUCAGUCUGUGUAUGAAGACCUCGUUUCAAAAGGAGUGAUUGAACCAGCUGAGGAAGUGCCUCCCCCAACUGUGCCCAUGGAUUACUCUUGGGCAAGGGAACUAGGUCUGAUCCGGAAGCCAGCAUCUUUCAUGACCAGCAUUUGUGAUGAGAGGGGCCAGGAGCUGAUCUAUGCUGGGAUGCCCAUCACUGAAGUCUUCAAGGAGGAGAUGGGAAUUGGUGGGGUCCUGGGCUUGCUCUGGUUUCAGAGAAGGCUACCAAAGUAUGCCUGUCAGUUUAUAGAGAUGUGUUUGAUGGUAACAGCAGAUCAUGGCCCUGCUGUAUCGGGAGCCCACAACACCAUUGUCUGUGCAAGAGCCGGGAAAGAUCUUGUCUCUAGUCUCACCUCGGGCCUUCUCACCAUUGGAGACCGGUUUGGCGGUGCAUUGGAUGCAGCAGCUAAGAUGUUCAGUAAAGCCUUUGACAGUGGCAUCAUCCCCAUGGAGUUUGUGAACAAGAUGAAGAAAGAAGGGAAACUGAUCAUGGGCAUUGGCCACAGGGUCAAAUCGAUAAAUAACCCUGACAUGAGGGUUCAGAUUCUCAAGGACUUUGUGAAACAGCACUUUCCUGCUACCCCAUUGCUGGACUACGCGCUUGAAGUAGAGAAAAUUACAACUUCCAAGAAACCAAAUCUUAUUCUGAAUGUGGAUGGCUUUAUUGGAGUGGCCUUUGUUGAUGUACUCAGGACCUGCGGAACCUUCACUCGAGAAGAAGCAGAUGAAUAUAUUGACAUAGGAGCACUCAAUGGCAUCUUUGUUCUGGGCAGGAGUAUGGGGUUCAUUGGACACUACCUGGAUCAGAAGAGGCUGAAGCAAGGUCUGUAUCGUCAUCCGUGGGACGACAUCUCCUAUGUUCUACCAGAGCACAUGACUAUGUGAUGGUCAGUAGCAUGGCCUGAAACCAUUGCCUAGAGAAGCUAGUUGCCUGCAUAGAGGACAGCUGUCAAUGGAUUUCAAUGUAAAAGCCUUUAGUGUAUAGAAAUCACGAACUGUUGUGUUCAAAGCAGCUGUCUUACAAGCAUAGAAACUUAUACAAAUAAAAACCAAAACUUGGGAUACUCCAUAUGCUACCUGCUGUAUUUAAUAUGUGGAAGCAGCCGAACUGUCUCUCCCCCGCCCCCCCCCCUUUUUUAUUAUUCUAUUCUUGUUUUAUUUUCAGUGUUCUGCUGAGGUUUUAAGGUUUUCAUUUUUUUUGCUCAUGGGCACAGCCUUGCUUGACUCUAAGAAUAAGCUUGUUUCCAUUCCGACAAAAAGAGGAACCAAAACCUAAAGAAUAUUGUCCCCAUCAGCUGUGAGUUGGGAUUCCUUUUUAGGCUGUUUUUCAGUUUGCUGUUCACCUCCACAGUUUGAUCAUAUCCUUGAUGGUGGGACCACUGCUGAUUUUUAUAGCCAAUGCUCUUCAAACCCUGUUGUAGUAAAUUAAAAUGUAAAGUUGUAACAUAUCCUGUUGUUAAGACUGUGAAACUACCUGUAUUCCAUUCUCUUUAUUUAUGCAACCAACUUGUCAUUUACCAUCAAAUUACUGUUACAGAAAACAUUUGGCCCACCACUAUGUUGUUUGCGUAUGCAACAUGUGUGUUCUUUGGGCAACUAAUUAUAGCCUUAAUCACAACUUCAGCACCCUACUGUGUCUGUAUUACUGGAGUCUAACACAAAUAAACAGUACAGUAAUCAUGUUUA